Molecule: messenger RNA, 993 nt
Organism: Nerophis lumbriciformis (worm pipefish)
Lineage: Eukaryota; Metazoa; Chordata; Actinopteri; Syngnathiformes; Syngnathidae
Source: RefSeq, a predicted model, not a curated record
AUGGAAUGCGGAAACAUGGGCCUGUUCGAGCGCGGAGUGCAGAUGCUGCUGACCACGGUGGGCGCCUUCGCGGCCUUCAGCCUCAUGACCAUCGCGGUGGGCACCGACUACUGGCUCUACUCGCGAGGGGUCUGCAGGAGCAAAAGCGCCAACGACAACGAGACCAGCAAGAAGAACGAAGAGGUCAUGACGCACUCGGGACUCUGGAGGACCUGCUGUCUGGAAGGAAACUUCAAGGGUAUGUGCAAACAGAUCGAUCACUUCCCCGAGGAGACGGAUUACCAAGCCGACCCGUCCGAGUACUUCCUGCGCGCGGUGCGAGCUUCCAGCAUCUUCCCCAUCCUCAGUGUCAUCCUGCUCUUCAUGGGAGGUCUGUGCAUCGCCGCCAGUGAGUUCUACAGGUCCAGACACAACAUCAUCCUCAGCGCCGGGAUCUUCUUCGUGUCUGCCGGCUUGAGCAACAUCAUUGGUAUCAUCGUAUACAUAUCAGCCAACGCGGGCGACCCGUCCAAGAGCGACUCCAAGAAGAACUCAUACUCGUACGGCUGGUCCUUCUACUUCGGGGCGCUGUCCUUCAUCAUGGCCGAGAUGGUUGGCGUCCUGGCCGUGCAUAUGUUCAUUGACCGGCACCGGCAGCUCCGGAUCGGGACCCGUGCCGCCGACUACCUCCGGGGCUCAUCGUCAGUGCGGACGCCCAGCUACCGUUACCGCUACAGGCGCCGUUCGCGUUCCUCGUCCCGCUCCACGGACCCGUCGCGGUCACGAGACGCCUCCCCGCUGGGCCUCAAGGCCUUUGGGACGCUGCCCUCCACUGAGAUCUCCAUGUACACGUUGCCGCGCGACACCCUCAAGUCAGGGGCGCCCGCCAACGCAGCCAACUACAAUUCGGAGAGGGACCACAACUUCCUGCAGGUGCAUAACUGCAUCCCGAAGGACGCCAAAGACUCGGCCCACGCCAACGCGGCCGCCAACCGACGCACUACCCCCGUAUGA